GUCACCACCGACAGCAGCCAGUCUCUGCACCACGUUCUUUCUGAGAAUAUCAACACGCGCCACGCAGUCGCACACCACUGCACCCUCCACCCGCCCAGCCCAGCCCUCUGCGAGGAGCAUCGUCAGUCAUUAAACCAACGGUCUCACGGAUCUGCGAUCCCCGAACAAAGCAACAAACUUCCACACCACACCAACCCGUCAUCAAUCAUCACUCGUUUGGAAGAUGCGAUCCUCAAUUGCCCUCGCCGCCUUCGCCGCUGGUGCGCUCGCCGUCCCAUUCAACAACGAGAAGCGUGCAGUCGUCCAAACUGCCUACGACGUCGUCUAUGUGACGGACAUUGUCACCGUCUUCGCUGGCUACGCCCCUCCAGCCGAGCCGACCCCUUCGUCUUCGUCUUCGUCUUCUUCUGCACCAGCUCCUCAGCAUUACGGCCACCACAACAACUGGCACCCAUCGGUUGCAUACACGACUGUUCAGCAGCAACCGGAACCCACCCCGACACCUCAGCCAUCAACCUCGACUACACCAACUCAACAGGCUCCUCCAACUUACGGUGCCCCAUCCUCCCAGCCGUCUUCACCUGCCACAAACGCUGGCACUGGUGCUGCCCCAACCGAUUACAACGGCCUGGUUGUCUACCACCACAACCUGCACCGUGCCAACCACUCCUGCCCAGACGUCCAGUGGUCGGACGACCUGUACAACACCGCUCUGCUAAUUGCCCAGAGCUGCGUCUACGCCCAUAACACCCAGGUCAACGGCGGUGGCUACGGUCAGAACAUUGCUGCUGGCGUUGAGCCAGCCAAUGUUUCCGCUAUCAUUACCGACCUUUUCUACAACGGUGAAGAGCCAUACUUCGCCAGCCAGUACGGCAAGGACAAUCCAGACAUGACCGAUUUCGAAAAGUGGGGUCACUUCUCUCAGAUCGUUUGGAAGGGUACUACACACGUUGCCUGCGCCACUCACCACUGCCCCAACGGUCUUGCCAACACCGGAAGCGGCGUCUCUCCAUACUUCACCGUCUGCAACUACAAGAGCCCAGGCAACUACGCCGGCGAGUAUGCUACGAACGUGCCAAAGCCAAAGGGCAUGCCUUCUGUUCAGUGGAACUACGGCGGCUCGUCAUAGAUUUCUCGCAUUUGACAGCAUCUCCAUUCUACAGUCCGCAUGGGACCCUUGCAGAACUUACGACGCGACCGAGAGCGAUGGUCUUCCAGGAAAUGCGUGCAUCGGUGGCGUUUGAUUUGAGUGCGGAAUCCGGCAUUUACACUCGUUGAGGCGCCCAGAGCACAUCUUGCCUUCCUAACCACUGUUCUCUGUCUGUCAUACCCGACAGAGCGCUCUUGCAUAUCUUCCGGGAUAGCUCGCUGCAUCUGCUGGACAGAGACCGAGAUGAGACGAGAGGCCUGAUGGCUCAUUGGCUUUAUUACCCCUCUGCUUCUUUGUGCAUAGUUUCCUCUUUCAGUGUAGGGGAGGGAUGGUUUGUGGCACUCCCAAAGCUUCGAUUCGAUCAAUGACAGUCACGCUCCCAAAUGAAAUAAAUGGUUCACGAUUGCGUCUGAUGGCGCCGCGCGUCCAAG
Pseudocercospora fijiensis CIRAD86 is the source of this 1581-nucleotide messenger RNA. RefSeq lists its product as uncharacterized. The record is from RefSeq and is a predicted model, not a curated record. Gene Ontology annotation, cellular component: extracellular region. The transcript is spliced from 3 exons. Lineage: Eukaryota; Fungi; Ascomycota; Dothideomycetes; Mycosphaerellales; Mycosphaerellaceae. Bases 224 to 1129 code for a protein of 301 amino acids.